AUGCAUAUCCCGAUCACACGCGCUCUCUAUCGUACCGCGUCAGCGGCAGUUAAACGGAUGAGCAGGAGGCUAUGUAUCUCGCAGAACGAGGCACAGGACCACGCGCUACGCAAUAACCGCUCCAGUCGCAAUGCCAUCAAAAUCAGGGCUUUCAUUGGAUGUGGAUGCUUUAGGUUGAUCGUUUUCAGAAGUGACAUGUCAUCCAUUGCAAUUAAUGCUGGGGUAAACUUCGUAAUCGGUAAAGAUGGAGGACAAUCGAAUGCUAUGAGAAUGGGGAAUACUCGUGUGAUUUUUCUCAUGUCGCGAGGGUCUCGAAAUCAACAAGCAUUCUCGAGACGGUGA
Paracoccidioides lutzii Pb01 is the source of this 342-nucleotide messenger RNA. RefSeq lists its product as hypothetical. The transcript has 3 exons. The record is from RefSeq and is a predicted model, not a curated record. Bases 1 to 342 code for a protein of 113 amino acids.